AUGAGUCCUAAAAAGAGUAAAGCUUCAAAAGCAUCAUUAAAAAAAACUGGAACAAUGGCGGCUACUGCUGCUGCUGGUCAAGAGUUUUUAAAACAAACAUGGGGUGAAGAUAAAUUAAAUAGAGUAAAUGCAUUAUUAGAAGCACGCGAUAAAUCAGAUUCAGAAACUGAUGAUAAAACACCACCAUCAACAACUGCAACAACAUCUUCGACUACUUCAACUAAAACAAAAGCUAAACCAAAAUUAUCGAAAGCACGUACAAUGAAAACGACAGCAAAAGAAGCAAAAACAAUACUUGGUACAGAGACUCUUGGUGAUACACGCGCAGAAACUAAACGACGACAAGCAGCUGUUAAAGCUACAGAAGCUCUUCAAGAAGUAACUAGAGCAACAAGUGGUCGUAAACCAGCACUAAAACGACUUGGUACAAUGGCUAAUACAGCACGUGAAGGCAAAGCAUAUAUUAAACGAACUGCUGGCAAUAAUAAAAAAGGUACAACUGGUCGAAAACGCACAGGUGGUAGAGGAAAAAAAUAA
Messenger RNA from Adineta steineri, 537 nucleotides. Lineage: Eukaryota; Metazoa; Rotifera; Eurotatoria; Adinetida; Adinetidae. The record is from the annotation of a GenBank genome assembly.